This is a messenger RNA of Schistocerca gregaria, 2544 nucleotides long. RefSeq names its product sorting nexin-12 (gene Snx3). Gene Ontology annotation, cellular component: early endosome membrane; retromer complex. The record is from RefSeq and is a predicted model, not a curated record. Gene Ontology annotation, biological process: endocytic recycling; late endosome to Golgi transport. The coding region runs from base 671 to 1165 and encodes 164 amino acids. Gene Ontology annotation, molecular function: phosphatidylinositol-3-phosphate binding. The transcript has 4 exons. Lineage: Eukaryota; Metazoa; Arthropoda; Insecta; Orthoptera; Acrididae.
UUUCAAAGGUUUGCACUACACAAGGCUGCAGAGUUAGAUGCUUUUGAGUACAUCCAGUCCAUUGUAACUUAUGGUGGGUCAAAAAAUUGCGGAAGAGCGCAGUUCAAUCCCGAUCCGCAAUGACCUCUUAUUUGAAACACAUUAUAUAUAGUGUGUACAUUUCAUCAAAGAUCACUUCCUUAAAUUGCCUUCGAUAUAUCUGCGCCUGUAGUCCUUGCCACAUUCUUAACUUUAAGGUUUUGGUUUGUUGCUCAUUGACAAUAUGGAGGAAUUUAAAUGUCUCUCUUUCCUGUGAAAUAGCAUUCAAUUUUCCCAUUGGUUCUCUGCUAGUAUUCGCCACUGAGCUAUCUGUUUUAUCUGAGAUCACUGUAGGAAGUAAACAUGUCAGUGGUGUAGAAUAACGAAGUUUGUGUUCUUCACCUGUGGAAAAGUAUGAUGAGCAGUUUUGUCUAGUGGUUGCCUCGAUGAACGACUUUUAUAAAGCAUCUUUGAUAUAGAUCUCAAAUAGUGAAGAGCAUGAAUACAUUUUCCUCUACGUGACCAUCCAUAUGUUUUAUCUUUGCAUAUUGCUUUGGAAACCUAGAGAUUAACCAAUAACAUUGUUCUUCCGCCAAAUAAUCCAGUUGUGACAUCUGGCCUGUGAGUGUGUUGGAGAAGGUAGGUGUUUUGCAUGAUGGCUGAUACAACGGUGGACGCAACCCGACGCCUCAAUGUCAAGAAACAAACGUUGGAUGAUGCUUAUGCGGCACCAGCAAAUUUUCUUGAGAUCGACGUGAUAAAUCCUAUUACUCAUGGUGUUGGGAAGAAAAGAUACACUGAUUAUGAAGUUAGAAUGAGAACAAAUCUACCUGUUUUCAAAGUGAAGGAAUCGAGCGUUCGCCGGAGAUACAGCGAUUUCGAAUGGCUCAGAAAUGAACUUGAAAGAGACAGUAAGAUCGUUGUGCCUCCUUUGCCAGGCAAAGCUUGGAAGCGUCAGAUGCCAUUCAGAGGGGAUGAUGGUAUAUUUGAAGAAGAUUUUAUAGAGGACCGAAGAAAAGGACUGGAAAGCUUUGUAAACAAGAUUGCAGGUCAUCCACUUGCCCAAAAUGAGCGAUGCCUUCACAUGUUCUUGCAGGAACCAGUUAUUGAUAAAAACUAUGUCCCGGGAAAGAUCCGGAAUGCGUAAUACUUAAAUAUGUAUUUCUGAUACUCAACUUUCGUUUUCACUUAUUGUUCUGUUAAUAUCAAAAUUGUCAACUUUGCCAUUCCAAAGUUACAAGCUGUACUGUGCUAUUCCUGCAGAUAGAAGUCAGAUGAUGUGGUUAUAAGUUAUUUGUGUGUGUGUGUGUGUGUGUGUGUGUGUGUGUGUGUGUGUGUGUGUGUGUGUGUGUGUGUGAAAUAUUUAACCACCUUCAAGGUUUUUCAUUUUAGAAAAAAAAGUGCGUAAGUUACAGGAAAAGCAUUACCGUGUGAGAUAGUCCUUAUAUAUAUAUAUAUAUAUAUUACUUGUGUGUAACUGUUUAUUCAGCCACAGAUAAUGUGGAUAAGAGUGUAAUCAUGAAUGAGUGGUUUGAAAUUGGGUAAAUGCUAGGCUGCUGAAUAUUCAGUAUGUGAUGCUUACAGCCACUCAUGAUUCAUUGAUUUAUGUAGUGACUUAGUUUAUCCUUAAUGGCUUUAAUUGUUAUUAUAAAAUUUAAGAUUGACUAUAUAAUGUUAUGUUGUUCUAAGUAUAAAUAUUUAAAGUUUUUUCCACGUGUUUAAAAUUGUAAAAGAUUGAAAUACUACUACUCUCCACACUUUCACUGUCAGUUUGAGAACAUUUAAAGACUUAACUGAUCUGUCAAACAUCUGAACUAUGGGGACAAGUUCAGUGUUAAAUUUUUAGCUAAUGAUAGCUAGUAUUUCACUGAAAUAUGAAUAAUUUACAGGAUAGUUAACUUACCAACCCUAUCUACAUUUUUGUUCUUUGGUUCAAAAUUUCACAGCAGUUUAACUGUAGUCGAAAUGUUUCUUUGGGAUGUACAGUAGUUGUAAGUGGUUGCAUAUUACCAUUUCAAGUAUCUGUAAUCUUGAAAUAUAGAAAUCCUGUGUCUGAAAUUCAUUUACUGUUGAGUGUGUUCUCAUUUGGCAAUAAAACUACGCUUUGUAUUUUCAGUCUCAUUAGAAGAUAAGAAUAGUUAUGUGCGUGUGUGUUGUACAUUUUCUUGAAUGUAUGUGCAAAUCCAGCAGGAGUUGUCAUGUUCACAUGUCACUGUAUAAAUUAUUGGGAUGAAUACUAUUUUAUAUUAACAUAUGUAAAGUUUUUAAAUCCACAAGAACAUUUAUGUAUGGUGCCAGUGUUUAUACUGGUGAUAUUGAAGAGUCUCUUUACAUUUAUUUACCAUAUUUUCCUCCUCAAUCCAGUUUCCCUGUUUAGUAAAAACUUAUUUUAAUUUUACAACCUUGAAAGGAAUUAUCAUUUGUGUUAAUAUAAUAAAUGGAACAUGUGGAACAACUACAUUACUGCUUACUAAUGAUCUUUGUGGUAUUUGAGAACUGUGAAUAGACUCCCAAUACAUGAUUUUA